Anas platyrhynchos (mallard) is the source of this 9391-nucleotide messenger RNA. RefSeq names its product nuclear receptor binding SET domain protein 3 (gene NSD3). Gene Ontology annotation, cellular component: nucleus. NCBI's taxonomy places the organism in Eukaryota, Metazoa, Chordata, Aves, Anseriformes, Anatidae. The record is from RefSeq and is a predicted model, not a curated record. Gene Ontology annotation, molecular function: protein binding; histone methyltransferase activity.
GGCGGGGCCCGGCGGCAGCGGCGGCGGCGGCGGCGGGGGCGCGGAACUCGAGGCCCGGGCUGCGGCCUGCGGGCAACGGGCGGCGGCGGCGGCGGCCUGACGGGACGGGACGGGCCGGGCCGGGCCCCGCCGCCCCCGCCGCCGGCCUUUGUCUCCUCGGGGCUCGGCGGGGGCGGUUAGAAUGGAACUGACGGAAGGCCCUGUGAGAAGAAGGGAGAGCUGAGGAUGCCGGAGCAGAACAAUGGAUUUCUCGUUCUCUUUCAUGCAAGGGAUCAUGGGAAACACAAUCCAGCAGCCACCUCAGCUCAUCGACUCCGCCAACGUCCGCCAGGAGGACGCCUUUGAUGCCGGCAGCGACGCCGCGGAAGACGCCGGCCCCGCGCCGUACGACAGCGCCCUGCAGCCGGGCUUCCAGUACCCCGCGCCCGAGGAGCUCCCGCCCCUCACCAACGGCUUCCCCCCCGCCGGCGGCGGCUACGAGCCCCCCGCCAAGUACCAGGCGUACGGCCAGUACCCCAAUGGCUCGGCCAACGGCUUCGGCGCCGUCAGGAACUUUGGCCCUGCAGAGUACUACCAAAUGGAGAACUGCAGCGCGCGGCCGCACGAAGUCCUGGACAAAGCUCCCCCUCCCCAGCCGCAUCCUCCUCCUCCGCCACCGCCGCCUUCAGGUGCACAAACGGGGAUCCCAAAGAAGACUGGCUCGCCAGAGAUCAAACUGAAAAUAACCAAAACUAUCCAGAACGGCAGGGAAUUGUUCGAGUCCUCCCUUUGCGGGGACCUUUUAAAUGAAGUACAAGCGAGCGAGUACGCCAAGGCGAAACACGAGGGGAGGAAAGAGAAAAGGAAAAAAAGUAGCAAGCACGACUCUUCCCGCUCGGAAGAGCGCAAGUCGCACAAAAUUCCCAAACUAGAACCAGAGGAGCAAAAUAGACCAAAUGAGAGGCUUAGCAUGCUAGCAGACAGACCAAGAGAAGAUGCACUGUUGGAGGAAGCCCCGGUCCAGCAGUUCUUGCCUUCUCUUCCAACGCAAGGCGCCCAUGACGUCAAGUUUCAGGUUGGCGAUCUGGUUUGGUCCAAGGUGGGGACGUACCCAUGGUGGCCUUGCAUGGUUUCAUGUGACCCCCAGCUUGAUGUUCAUACCAAAAUUAACACAAGAGGUGCCCGUGAAUACCAUGUUCAGUUUUUUAGCAACCAGCCGGAGCGGGCGUGGGUGCACGAGAAGAGGGUUCGAGAGUACAAAGGACACAAACAGUACGAGCAGUUAUUGGCAGAGGCUGCUAAGCAAGCCAGCAACCACUCUGAGAAGCAGAAGAUCCGCAAACCAAGGCCGCAAAGAGAGCGAGCUCAGUGGGAUAUUGGCAUUGCCCAUGCUGAGAAAGCGUUGAAAAUGACUCGGGAAGAAAGGAUAGAACAAUACACCUUCAUUUAUAUAGACAAAGAGCCAGAGGAGGUUUUGUCAAAAGGCAAAAAGACUGCUGCUUCUAAGUCAGAGACCAAGAAGAAUCGACGUCCAAAGCCAGCACUGAACGCCCAGGCAGAGCACGCCAACGUGGUCGCAGCGUCGCCUUCCAGUGCGGAGUUGCGAAGACAAAGCCAACGGAGGCAGUCGAGCGUGGAAGAGGAGGAGCCACCUCCUGUGAAAAUCGCAUGGAAAACUGCUGCAGCUAGAAAAUCCUUACCAGCCUCAAUAACCAUGCACAACCUGGAUCUUCAGAAAUGUAACAUGUCUCCAGUUGUUAAAAUUGAACAGGUUUUUGCUCUUCAGAAUGCUGCUGGGGACGGGAAGCUCAUCGAUCAAUUUGUUUAUUCUACUAAGGGAGUUGGUAACAAAACAGAAAUAAGCGUGAAAGGACAAGAAAAACUUAAUUCAUCAAAUCAGAGAAAUGAAAAAGCAACAGUGCAAAAUGCGUCCUCUCCUGAAACAACUCCUGGGUCAACAGGUUCUUUAGAAAAGAAGCAACAGAGAAGAUCGAUUCGAACCCGCUCAGAGUCUGAGAAAUCCACCGAAGUUGUGCCAAAGAAGAAGAUCAAAAAGGAGCAGGUUGAAAUGGUUCCACUGACAGCAGUGAAGACAGGACUGCAGAAAGGUGCCAGCGAGAUUUCAGAUUCUUGUAAACCAUUAAAGAAGAGGAGUCGUGCCUCAACUGAUGUAGAACUGACUAGCUCAGCUUACAGAGAUACAUCUGACUCUGACUCAAGAGGACUUAAUGAUUUACAGGGUAGUUUUGGAAAACGCUCAGACAGCCCAUCAGCGACUGCCGAUGCUGAUGCUUCUGAUGUGCAGUCGGUAGACUCUAGCUUAUCCAGGAGAGGAACUGGAACAAAUAAAAAAGACACUGUUUGUCAGAUCUGUGAAAGCUCUGGCGAGUCUCUGGUGUCCUGCGAGGGCGAGUGCUGCAGCGUCUUUCACAUGGAGUGUCUGGGCCUGAAGGCGAUGCCAGAGGAGAAGUUUUUCUGCACGGAGUGUAAGAAUGGAGAACAUACGUGCUUCUCGUGCAAGCUUCCUGGCAAAGACGUGAAGCGCUGUUCUGUCAACACGUGUGGUAAAUUUUACCACGAGGCCUGUGUUCGCAAGUUUGCCACUGCUCUCUUUGAGUCGCGAGGAUUUCGUUGCCCGCAGCACUGCUGUACGGCCUGCUCAGUGGAUAAGGAUAUCCAUAAAGCAAGCAAAGGUCGCAUGGUGAGAUGUUUCAGAUGUCCCAUUGCCUAUCACUCAGGAGAUGGCUGUAUUGCUGCAGGAAGCUUGUUUGUGUCAUCCCACAUUCUCAUCUGUAGUAACCAUUCCAAAAGGAAUCACUCCUCAUCAGCUGUAAAUGUAGGCUUUUGUUUCGUUUGUGCAAGAGGGCUGGUAGUGCAGGAUCAUUCAGACCCCCUGUUCAGUUCAUAUGCCUAUAAGUCCCACUACCUACUGAAUGAAUCAAAUCGUGCUGAGUUGAUGAAAUUACCUAUGAUUCCUCCUCCUUCGUCAGCUUCCAAAAAGAAAUGUGAGAAAGGUGGAAAACUGCUGUGCUGUGAGUCGUGCCCAGCUUCCUUUCACCCUGAGUGUCUCAACAUAGAAAUGCCCGAAGGAUGCUGGAAUUGCAAUGACUGUAAAGCUGGCAAGAAGCUACGUUACAAGCAGAUUGUUUGGGUCAAGCUUGGAAAUUACAGGUGGUGGCCAGCAGAGAUCUGCAAUCCCAGGUCUGUGCCUCUCAACAUACAGGGCCUCAAACAUGAUAUCGGGGACUUCCCAGUAUUUUUCUUUGGUUCACAUGACUACUAUUGGGUACACCAGGGCAGAGUUUUCCCUUAUGUUGAAGGAGAUAAAAGCUUUGCUGAGGGGCAAACUAGUAUUAACAAGACCUUCAAGAAAGCACUUGAAGAAGCAGCAAAGCGCUUCCAGGAGCUGAAAGCACAAAGAGAGAGUAAAGAAGCAUUAGAAAUUGAAAGGAAUUCAAGGAAACCUCCACCUUAUAAACACAUUAAAUCCAACAAGGUGAUAGGGAAGGUUCAGAUUCAGGUAGCUGAUCUGUCAGAAAUCCCUCGCUGUAACUGCAAGCCGUCUGAUGAGAACCCCUGUGGCCUGGAGUCCGAGUGUCUGAACAGGAUGCUCCAGUAUGAGUGUCAUCCCCAGGUGUGCCCAGCGGGGGAGCGGUGUCAGAACCAGUGCUUCACCAAAAGGCUCUACCCUGAUGCUGAAAUCAUAAAAACGGAUCGACGUGGAUGGGGUCUCAGGACAAAACGGAACAUUAAAAAGGGUGAAUUUGUGAACGAAUAUGUUGGUGAGCUAAUUGACGAAGAAGAGUGCAGAUUGCGGAUUAAACGUGCUCAUGAAAACAGCGUGACCAAUUUUUAUAUGUUAACUGUUACAAAGGAUCGGAUAAUAGACGCUGGUCCGAAGGGGAAUUACUCUCGCUUUAUGAACCAUAGUUGUAAUCCAAACUGUGAAACACAGAAAUGGACAGUGAAUGGUGACAUUAGAGUUGGACUGUUUGCUCUUUGUGAUAUCCCUGCAGGAAUGGAGUUAACAUUUAAUUAUAAUUUGGAUUGCCUUGGCAAUGGUCGGACUGAAUGUCAUUGUGGAGCAGAAAACUGCAGUGGUUUCCUAGGAGUGCGUCCAAAGACAGCAUUUGCAACAGCAAAUGAAGAGAAGGUGAAGAAUGCAAAAUUAAAGCAGAAGAAACGGAAAAUAAAAACAGAACAGAAGCAGAUGCAUGAAGACAACUGCUUCCAGUGUGGAGAUGGGGGAGAACUAGUUAUGUGUGAUAAAAAGGACUGUCCCAAAGCAUACCACCUCCUAUGCCUUAACCUGACUCAACCACCUUUUGGAAAGUGGGAAUGUCCGUGGCAUCAGUGUGACAUCUGUAGCAAUCCUGCAGUUUCAUUCUGUGAGUUUUGCCCUCAUUCAUUCUGUAAAGAUCACGAGAAGGGAGCCUUGGUGGCAUCAGCUUUGGAUGGCCGUCUCUGCUGCUCCACACAUGACCCCAAAUCUCCUGUGGCACCUGAGUACUGGAACAAGAUAAAAUGCAAAUUGGAACUUCAGAAUCCUGUAGAAGAAGCAAAGGAAUAAAUUGGGUUGGAAAACAAGGGAGAGAAGACGGGCAAACAGGCGAUGAACUUGAAGAGACUGCUACCACGCAUUCAGUCUUUAUCAUCGGAGCCGUCUUGUGUGACCUGCGAAUGGGACCAUUCAAUCUCAACAACAGGAGCAGGCAGUGGCAUUUGUUUUUUUUAUUGUUUGGUCUUUCUUUUACCCUUGAAUGUGCUACAGCAGCUCUUACUGUUGGAAAGCAGAAACGUCUCGGCCUUCUAAAGAAAACAGUAGACCUUUCGACAGUGAAAAGAAUCUUCUGUUUAAAUAUGUUCUUUGAGUGUAGAAAGCAAAGCAUAGCAACAUAUUUAUUUAUUUAAUUUUUAAAGGGUGUUGAAGAUCUGGUUUUGAUCAGUCAACGUGUCUUUAAAAACAGCAAAGCCAAUGUAACUUUUAUGUCUAGUUUAUGGAAAGAAUAAACCCUCCUCACUCUGUGUAACAUUCAGAUACCGUAAAGGCAAAUGUGGGUUUCAGACCAGGUGAUGGUGAAAUGCCUCCAUUCCAGUACUUAUUUUUAAAGGCAUUUUGAGAAGGUAGGUUACGUAUCAUGUUAACUUGUGAAUAUUAUUGUAAAGCUUUUCCUAUGAGAAAUCAGGCGGAUGAUUCUUUGGAAGUGCUCGUAGCAUGAGGUCUAAAAUUUUAGGGGAAGAAAUCAUGGUUCCUUGCUGGAGAGCUGUAACUGGAGGUGUCUGCAGACAGGUGGAAUUUCAGAAAGAGCUUAAUUUCACAAUGGUAAUUUCUUUACCCUGCCUAAUUUGGAAAACCGUCCUAGUUAGGGGAGCGUCCUGGCCUUGGUCACGCACUGCAGCACACGCAGAGCUGGAGGCUGGAUCCUGCACUCCCUUUGGCUUCUUUAGGUGGAGGAUUGCUCUGUGAGUACGUGUUGGUCCUCUGCCAAGGCUGCACAAACCUCAUGGCAGUUGUAUUUCUGUGGAUCUCUGCUGCCUUCUUUUCAGACACCCUUUAGCUUUAAAGGAAAUCUGAGCGCUUGAGGAAUCCAGCCCCUACUCACGGGCUUUUUGAUUGAACGUUUAGGGGUUUUAUUUCUGGGGAGAGAGAUCUUCUAGCUUUAAUGUUCAUUGCUAUUGGAGCAGGGCAGGAUGUUAGUUCCCUACAGCACUCCUUCAGUGCGCAGGGUAUUUGCCCUGGCUUGGUAAUGGGAGGUAUUCAGAGCAGCCAGCUUCAGCCUCGGGAGAUGUUUCUGCCUUGUAUUUCUUUUGUUAAUCUGCAGAGGGACGGGCUGCUUCGGUGAAGCUUUUGAAGUGGCUUAGGUAGGCUCCUGCUCCAGAUUUUGUUUUGGAAACCUAUCCUGUCCUGCAAUCCUUGCACAAGGAGCUUAGGGGGAUUAGUGUCCCCAGGCUGAAGUUAGUCUUUGGCCAAUCUCCUCCCCUGGCCUGCGGUCUUAAAGCCCUGGUGUGGGUACAGCAUGCUCCUGGUUUGUGUGCUGAUGCUGGCCAGCUUCAGGGGAGCUUUUUGCUAAUGGGUGUUGAAAAUAACCCUGAAUGAAAAGAAUUAAUAGUAAGUGUUGCUGGUAUCUGGCUACGUUAAGCCUUUGAUUUAAUUCUCAAGAACCCUCUCUCUGGAAGGCUCCUCGUGUAAACCCAAGGAACAUGCUGACUGCUCAGCUCCAGACAGCGGUAGGCUGGAAAAGUUCACGUGGGGUUUUGGAACGUGUCCUGCUUCUGGCUGGUGUCCUCCUCAUUCUCAAAUUUUUGUGCAGGGGAAAAAUUGUGUGCAAUUGCAAAGUCAGGAAAUACACUACAGUCUCUUUAAGCAGCUGCUGUGCCAUUGAGCUGCUCUGGCAGUUCAUCUCCAGCACAGCCUGCAGGUGCCUUUCCUACAGACCUGAGGGUGUCUGGGGGGCAGAACCGUGCAGAUAUUUCUGGGGUCAGUUUAUGGUACAGAAGGCUAAUGGGAGAUACAGAACACUUGGUCUCGUGGUCCAUACUACAGUGAAUGUCUGAAACACUAAUCUUGCUUGAAAGCAGUGCUAUUUUUUGGUAUUUUUUACAAAAGAAAUUUACAAGAAGGAUUUUAUUUUUCUUAACACUUUGUGUGACAAAUGUCUCUUUUUAAGCUCUUACCGGGGGUGUUCAACCUUUCAGAAAUUCCAAACAUAGCUCCUGCUACGAUGUCUGUAGGGCCUGAUGUGUUCACUUUGUUAUUUAUUAGGCUGGGUAAUGUUCAGAGGAUUUUCUCUUGGGAAGUCAGAGCAUCCUGAGUACUGCAGACACGAUGCAGUGUGAGUGUACCCACGUGCUUCUCCAGCCCUGUGUCCGUGCUGACUUCCCAGUGAAGCAGCAGGGAGCGAGCGUUAGCUGCCACGUGCGAGGGCUCGCUGUGCCGAACCGGUAUGCUGAAUAGCACAGAACAUGGGAAGGUUUGCAAAAGGCUUUUAAAAAUUUCUAAAAUGCUGUGAAUUGAGGCCUGCUGCUACUCGUGUGCCAUGCCACUUGAUGUCUUGGUUAACUUUGUUUUCAAACUUCUUACAGGUGCUCCUUUUUCCACCAAAAAAUAAUAGUAGCCAACAGGUGGGCGUGAACUCAGAAGGGAAAAGAGGAGAUUGGUUUAUAAACGUGAACAAUUUAUGAACAGAAAGUCUGAACUGGAUUUCACACUGCUGGGGUUCAGGUGAAUCUUUCAAAAAUCUUUAGGAUUGAGAUGAGAGAAGUCGAAUCUUCUGUUCCGAACUCCGCUGUUCCUUAGCUGGGACACGCAAUCACACUUUUCCCUUCCUUUUGUCUUAAAUUUCGCGGUAGUACCGUGCUUCUGGCGAACACCUGUCUCCAGCUCAGCAGCCUGUGCUCUCUGUGUAGUGUGCAGCCUCCGAGCUGCUCUGCAAAGUUAACGGGACGUUGUUGUUUACUGGAGCUUUUACUCUACAGUACGCACCUUAGCACAGCGCAGAUGCUCUGCAGACCAUGGCCAAACGGUGCAAUGGCGAGUUCCUACAGGUUUAUAAAUACUUGGUGCAAGCGUUAGUUAUCGUAGUUUUCCGAUUAGUAGCGUAGAUUUGUCUUAUCGAUAGACUGUAAGAAUUGAAGGCAUUUGCAGCUCAGGAAGGAUGACGUUAAAGGCAAUUUUUGGGCAAAUUACCUUCUCUGGUCACCACCAUGGUCUUAGAGAAUCUGUUAGAAUGGAGUAAUGGGGCUGGAAUGUUAAUUUUGGCCUUUCUUCUAAGAACUUGUUAUCUUAAUUUCAGGAUUGAAUGGGAAAGACACAAUUACUAGACGUAAUUAACAAUGAGCAUAAAAUCUGUAUAUAUUGAAACUUUACAGAACUAUUCGGGUGGGGUGGGGGAGGAGGGAGGGAGGGGGAUGUCCGACGCUGGUACGAAGUAGUCACUUUAACAUUGAAACCUCUGCCUCAUUGAAUUCAGGGUUUAAUGUACUUGAAGCUCUGCAGUUCCUUAUACAGCUUUUUGUUUUAUUUUCUUUUAAUUUAUACAUGACUUUUUUGUAUACUACAUUGAAACUGUCUUUAACAUUCCCGCAGUUACUUUCUGCUCCCAGUGUACAGUGAAUCUAUGGCAAAAGGGAGAGUUUUUUCCGAGCAGCUGUCUCAGAGCCGUGUGCUCGGGGCGUGUGGUGCAUGAGACACGGCGACCCUUGGGUAACGCUGUCCGUUUGCUUUCAGUUCCACAUCAGCUUCCCCCUGCCAUUAUCUUUGUGUAGCAAAACCAUUUGCACUUACGAUACACUCCUGUGUGUUGGAUGUAUUCACAAUGUUGUUCUGAGAAAAAGAAAAAAAAAGAAAAAAAAAAAUUCCCUGUUCUGUUCUGUUCCUGAGCGGCGAGCUCAGGUCCUUGCUGCCCCCUGAGGGGCUCUCACUGCUCGGGAGCGGGGAAUCGUGAAGCUGGAGACUUUGGGAAUUGAUGGGCAAGCAAAAAAGGGAAAUCACGCACGAAUUCACCAAAGCCAUUCGCCCACCUCCUGCGGUGCUGAGCCCUCGGGGCGCCCCGCAGCGCGCUUUGGGGACUCCUCGGUCACUUUGCUUUGUGAACGGACUGGAUGGGAGAGCUUCACCUUCCUCGCUCGGACUGUCCCUCACUCUGGCGUCGCUUUUCCUUUCCACCCCGAUCACGUUGCCACAGGACGGGUGCCGGGCCCCGAGGCCGGGUGGGCGCCCGGCGCAGACCCCCGCAGGCUCCGUCUCCAUUUCCACGUGCUGUCUGUAACGAUGACCUUUGUAGAGUCGUUAUUUCUGUAGACUUUGUUUAUCUGUACCAAACUUUGUAGAUUCUGUGAGAUGUUAUUUUACCGAAAUCACUCGAGUCUUUACCAGCAGCGCGUCGCCCUGCGGCGGGCGCUGCUCGGAGCUGGCGGCGGCUGGCUCCAUGCUCAACACUAAGGAGGUGUCCGAUUUCCCUGGCCGUGUUCCACGGGGGCAUUACUGUAUUAUGACUUGAUGUUGCCGCAUAGACUUUGAGAUCUACGAUAUUUUGGGGGGUUUUGUUGUUCGGCCUACGUUCUCUUGCAUAGUGUGAAACCUGUAAAGCUUGGGUAACCUGUACAUAGGUAGCUGACUGUCCACUAGCUAUAGUGUACUUAGACUUGCCUGUAAUAUUUUAGCUUCUUACUGAAUGUGUGUGACGGUAGGACCAUAUAAUUUUUGUACAUUCUAUUUACCGAGAUGUUGGCCUUUUUUUUUGUUUGUUUUAUUUUUUUUUUGUUAAUUUUCCGACUCCUUUGGAAUUCCGAUGUGGUUUUUUCGCUUCCGUGGAAGGGUUCAUUUGGAAAGGUUUUUAACGACAUUCCACUGAUCUCGAUGAACUUUUUUGCUUGAGGUUUGACUUCAAUAAAUCGUUCUGAAUGUUCCGAG